AUGGGUAGGCCACGGUCUUUUCGGAGCAAGGCAGUCCACUUUGUAUCUGAUCUCACCACUGUCUUGCUCAAUCCCAUUUCUGACAAACCCUCCAAAACCUCUCCUCCUCCUCCUCCUCCUCAUGCUGAAGAUGAGGAUGAGUCCAAAGGAAGUCAAAAUGAAUCAAGUAGUGAGGAGAGUCCCGUUAAUGUAGUUGAUGGGCCUGACACUUCUUCCUUUAGUGCAUUCCUCUACUCUCUAUUGUCAUCAGAGUCUGAAGAUACUAAUACAAAUGCAGAUGAGAAAAUUGAUAAUCAAAUGGAUAGGAGUAACCCAUCAUCUGAUUCUGCAAUCAAAGGAAAUGGUGGAAAGAGAAGUUUACUUUCUAAGGGGAAACUGUCACUUAGUAAAGUUAUCUAUCAAGCUGCGAGAUUUGGUGGAUAUCGGAGUCAAGAGCGCAAGGGUAACCCUGACAUGAAAGUUGAUGAUAGGAAUGACUUGGAAUUUACUGGAGUUGAGAUGAGGCAAGUGCAGAAAGCCGAAAAGCCUAUGGCUUUGGUUGAUCUCCCAGACAUCUCCGAACCUUCUUUACUUCUUACAGAAAUAACUAGAACUGCUCUUUAUGCUUCAAUGCCAGCGCUUGUUCAAGGACGGAAAUGGUUGUUACUGUAUAGUACAUGGAGGCAUGGCAUAUCAUUGUCAAGCCUAUACAGAAGAAGUAUGCUUUGGCCUGGCCCAAGUUUGCUGGUUGUUGGAGACCGUAAAGGUGCAGUUUUUGGUGGCUUGGUGGAGGCACCUCUAAGACCAACCAACAAGAAGUAUCAGGGAACAAAUGAUACAUUUGUUUUCACAACUACACCUGGAAAUCCUGUUAUAUUUCGCCCUACAGGUGCAAAUCGUUAUUUCACAUUGUGCUCCACUGACUUUUUAGCAGUUGGUGGUGGUGGUCAUUUUGCACUCUAUUUGGACAGUGAUCUAUUGAGUGGAUCAAGUUCAUUCUCGGAAACCUAUGGGAAUCCUUGUCUUGCACACUCAGAAGACUUUGAGGUGAAAGAAGUUGAGCUGUGGGGCUUUGUAUAUGCUACUAAGUAUGAGGAAGUACUUGCUCUAAGCCGUACGGAGGCACCUGGGAUUUGCCGAUGGUGA
Prunus armeniaca (apricot) is the source of this 1125-nucleotide messenger RNA. NCBI's taxonomy places the organism in Eukaryota, Viridiplantae, Streptophyta, Magnoliopsida, Rosales, Rosaceae. The record is from the annotation of a GenBank genome assembly.